This is a messenger RNA of Xenopus laevis (African clawed frog), 8461 nucleotides long. It is a transcript of the gene ptprb.S, whose product is annotated as receptor-type tyrosine-protein phosphatase beta. The transcript has 34 exons. The record is from RefSeq and is a predicted model, not a curated record. Bases 225 to 8165 code for a protein of 2646 amino acids. NCBI's taxonomy places the organism in Eukaryota, Metazoa, Chordata, Amphibia, Anura, Pipidae.
CUACACACACUUGUGCCAAUGCCAGAGGAACGCUCACACAGCAGAUAUUAAAUCAAUGCUGAAGACUCGCACGUUCUGCAGAAAUAUCCCCAAACAAUUGAAUGGAAGGAAGUUGCUCGUCACGGUCUUUUUCCCUCCGUGAAGGCGCAUUUCCUUCCUAGCACUGGCUUCUCACUUAUCUGGCUCGUUGGGAGAAGUAUGGGGAACGGCUGACCAGCUGCAAAAUGGAUCGGGGAUUUGCACUGCUGCUACUCAGCUGCCUACACUGGGGCCUCUCAGGAGGCUUUCUCAUUCUUCAUGACCAGAAAAAUCAGUGCAUUAUUGUUAAUAAGCUUGUAAGUGUUGGAAGAUGUAACUUGACAAACCGUGGCCAGCAGUGGAAAUGGACAGAGGAUGGAAAGCUUCAGCAUGUCAAGUCUGCCAUGUGCCUUGGUAUCUCCAACUCUUCAGCCACACAUUCUCGCCCUGCCAUAAUGGUAUCCUGUUUCAAGGCCCCCAAGUGGAUAUGCCAUGAAAAUGAAAAUCUACUUGAGGUUGCAGAGACCUCUCUUUUCCUCAGAAAGCAAGGGCCAAGGCUUGUAGUAAGAAAGGGGAUAAAAUACCCCAAUACAUGGAGAAGGAUUGAAGUGGAUGAUCGAGGAGUGGCUAGCAACUGGAGCUUGUGCACAGAGCCACCAACCAAUAGGCCACAUACAAGAAAGCCACCAACCAACAGCCCACGUACAGCAAAGCAACCAACAAACAGCCCACAUACAACAAAGCAACCAAACAGCCCACGUACAGCAAAGCAAGCAACCAACAACCCACGUACAACAAAGCCACCAACCAACAGCCCACAUACAACAAAGCCACCGACCAACAUCCCAAGUACAACAAAGCGACCAACCAACAGCCCAAGUACAACAAAGCUACUGACCAACAGCCCAAGUACAACAGAGCCGCCAACCAACAGCCCACGUACAACAAAGCCACCAAUCAACAGCCCAAGUACAACAAAGCUACUGACCAUCAGCCCAAGUACAACAGAGCCACUGGCCAACAGCCUGCGUACAACAAAGCCACUGAUCAAUAGCCCAAAUACAACAAAGCUACUGACCAACAGCCCAAGUACAACAGAGCCACCGGCCAACAGCCCAAGUACAACAAAGCCACCGAUCAACAGCCCAAAUACAACAAAGCUACUAACCAACAGCCCAAGUACAACAGAGCCACCGACCAACAGUCCAAGUACAACAAAGCCAACAAACAACAGCUCAAGUAAAGCAAAGCUACUGACCAACAGCCCAAGUACAACAGAGCCGCCAACCAACAGCCCACGUAAAACAAAGCCACCAAUCAACAGCCAAAGUACAACAAAGCUACUGACCAUCAGCCCAAGUACAACAGAGCCACUGGCCAACAGCCUGCGUACAACAAAGCCCCUGAUCAAUAGCCCAAAUACAACAAAGCUACUGACCAACAGCCCAAGUACAACAGAGCCACCGGCCAACAGCCCAAGUACAACAAAGCCACCGAUCAACAGCCCAAAUACAACAAAGCUACUGACCAACAGCCCAAGUACAACAGAGCCACCGACCAACAGCCCAAGUACAACAAAGCCAACAAACAACAGCUCAAGUACAACAAAGCUACUGACCACCAGCCCAAGUACAACAGAACCACCGACCAACAGCCCAAGUACAACAAAGCCAACAAACAACAGCUCAAGUAUAGCAAAGUUACUGACCACCAGCCCAAGUACAACAGAACCACUGACCAACAGCCCAAGUACAACAAAGCCAACAAACAACAGCUCAAGUAUAGCAAAGUUACUGACCACCAGCCCAAGUACAACAGAACCACUGACCAACAGCCCAAGUACAACAAAGCCAACAAACAACAGCUCAAGUACAGCAAAUCUACUGACCAACAGCCCAAGUACAACAGAACCACUGACCAACAACCCAAAUACAACAAAGCCAACAAACAACAGCCCAAGUACAACAAAGCCAACAAACAACAGCUCAAGUACAACAAAGUCAUCAACCAACAGACCAAGUACAACAACAAAUUAUGUUUUAAAUGUAACUUCCAUGCCAUUAAUACUGAUAACCAAUAGCACAGAAUUAAAUAGUCAAAACGGCACCAGCUGGUAUGUUACUGACCUGGGCACUACUGUAACUACUGUCUCGCCUCCUCCAACUACACAACUGAAUGAAAACUCAAUUGCAGAGUAUGUGGAACCAGUGAAAUGUACAGUCAACGAUACAGAUGCAAAGGUUACCUCGCAGUCUAUUUACUUAGAGUGGACCAGUCCAGGCAAUCAAUGCAACUUCAGCUUGACCUGCAGCUCGUAUAACUUUUGGGAAACCUCCUGCAACCCCAUCCAAAAGUCUAAUGAUUCCUAUGAAUGCAUAUUAAGUGGGCUUGAGGCUGGAACAAUCUAUGACCUAAGGAUUGUAGCGCUACGGGAUGGUCAAAUGAAGAAUUUCUCUCUGCAAACAGAUCCCUUGCCACCUUCUCGUUUUGUUGUAAAUAUGAAUUCAGUCACAUCAUCUAGUGUUCAAGUUAACUGGACACCGUCUUCAGGCAAAGUGGACCUCUACAAAGUGAAGUUACUUGAUAGCAAAAAAGAAAUUGUUGAGCAGAUUGAAAUUCCUGGAACAAGCUUAAUAAAAGAAGGGACAUUUAAGAACCUGAUUCCAGGAACCAAAUAUAGCAUUGAAAUAACUGCUGUUUCUGGGAACAAGCGGUCACCAGCAUCUGUGAUCAAUGCAUCCACAGUUCCAUCUCCUGUGAAGAGUAUUGAUGCUAACAGCAGAACAGACCGCAUUGACGCCUCAUGGAAGCCUGGUCAUGGACACAUUGAAAUCUACAGGCUUAUUUUAUUAAAUGAAGAUCGCAAAAUAACACAAGUGAUCUUGGAACAAAAUAUCACUUCAUACAGUUUUCAUGGGCUUCUCCCAGGAUACAUCUAUAACCUCACAGUGAUCUCUGAAGCAGCUGGUCUGAAAGCUUGGAACUCUAAAUUAAUAAGAACAGCUCCUGCAGAAGUGCAAGCCAUAUCUGUGCAAAGUGAUGGCAGGACAGAUGCGCUAAAGGUUCAGUGGAAAGAAGCUCGAGGCAAACUAGAUUUCUACAAUGUCACCUUAUCUGAUAAUAGUUCUAUAAAAUACAGCAGGACUGUGCAUCAACGAAUGCCCACAGAGAUAACCUUUACUGGCCUCAUCCCAGGACACUUUUAUCAGGUCAGCAUCAGCACCAUCGCCGGUGAAUUGAUCUCAAGCAGGAUGGCAACCGGUCAAACAACCCCUGAAAAAGUUGCAGAUCUAAAGGCAUUGAGUAAUGGUUUGAGAUCUCUAAGACUGAGUUGGGUGCCACCUUCUGGAGACUGGGACAGUUACAACAUAGUGCUGUACAACCAUACAACUGUUUUGGUGAACACUACAGUAGAAAGACAUUACAGAGAGUAUGUUAUUCAAGAUAUUGGGCUUAUACCUGGAAGACAGUAUGAGGCUGCCGUUAUCGUAGAGAGUGGAAAAUUUAAAAAUGCUGCUCGCUGCAAAGGCAGAACAGCUCCAUCGACUGUCCUGGACCUUCGGGUGAAGCAUGCCAAUGAAUCCUCCCUUACUAUCAUGUGGGUUAUGCCACUUGCGGAAUGGGAUAACUAUGUGGUUUCACUUGCUGACAGGGAUCUUACUCCUGUAAACAAAGUUCUAUCUAAAGAAGCCAAGGAGUUCACUUUUAGUUAUCUGGCACAAGGAAGAAAAUAUAUAGCCACAGUUACCAGCAUAAGUGGAGAUCUACGCAGUCGUGCUUCUGUUGAAGGAAGAACAGUCCCAGCACAGGUUACUAACUUAAAUGUAGAAAACCAAGGAACAACCUCAAGUUUGCACGCUGAUUGGAUAAAAGCUCCUGGGGAUGUAGAUUCUUACCAAGUUCUCCUAAUUCAUGAAAAAAUAGUAAUCAAAAAUGAAAGUGUUUCAAGUGACAUUAAUAAAUACAGUUUUCACUCUCUGAAACCUGGAGGCCUCUAUUCUGUUGUGGUGACGACUGUUAGUGGAGGUAUCUCAUCCAGACAAACAGUGUCAGAAGGAAGAACAGUUCCCUCCAGUGUAAGCAGGGUCACAAUUAAUAAUUUUGGUCGCAGUGAUUAUCUCAGCAUUUCAUGGCAACCAGCUGCUGGCGAUGUUGACAUCUAUUUUGUUACCCUGUCUCAUCAGAAUAACAUCCUGCCACCUCUAGCAAUAUCAAAAUCUGUCAAUGAGUGCUCAUUUAGCUCUCUUAGUCCUGGUCGACUUUACAAUGUUACAGUAACCACCAAAAGUGGGAAGUAUGAGAACCAUUCAUAUAGCCAAGAAUGGACAGUUCCAUCUGCCGUUCAGGGGCUUGCUGUGAGCAAUGCAGCAAGGAGCGAUUAUCUCAAAGCUUCCUGGUUACGUGCUGUUGGAGACUUUGAUACUUAUCAAGUCACCAUUAAGAAUAACAAUGACUUUAUACAAAUCAAAGAUGUCGCCAACAUGGAGAAUGAAUGUGUCUUUACAAACCUUGUACCUGGAAGACUCUACAGCAUCACUGUUAGGACCAAGAGUGGGAAUUAUGAGGCCAGCGCCAUGGCAAGUGGCAGAACCUUCCCAGAAGCUGUAAAGAAGCUCAGUCUGGCUGAGAGAAGCAGUGAGGAGCUCCAUGUAACGUGGUUCAGAGCUGAUGGGGAUGUGGAUCACUAUGAAAUUCAGCUGCUUUUCAAUGACAUGAAGGUUUUUCCACCAAUCACUUUGAAUAAUACUGCAGACAAAUACAAAUUCACCUCUCUCACCCCUGGGCGGCUUUAUAAAAUUGUUCUGUUGACAUUCAGUGGUGAAGCACAAAGGGCAAUGUUUGUGGAAGCACUGACAGUUCCAAGUGCAGUAAAGAACAUUCAUAUUUCACCAAAUGGAAUGACAAACAGCCUUAAAGUGAACUGGACCCCAGGAGGAGGGGAUGUUGAUUCUUAUACUGUGUCCAUAUUUCACCAUAAUUCUCCAAUUGGAUCUCACACUACAUCCAAACACAUUUUUGAACACACCUUUCAAAACCUGGAGCCAGGAGAGCUUUACAAAGUAUCCGUCCAGACAAACAGUGGUUCAUUACACAAAAGCUUAGAAUCCUCUGGACGUACAAUUCCUGCUGCUGUACAUAGUCUAUCUGCAGAUAAUGCAUACAGUAGUCACUUGUUGAUAGUCAGCUGGCAGAGUGCCAGGGGUGUCACUGACAGAUAUGAUAUUCUUCUUCUGACGGAUCAAGGCAUUGUCAUAACUAAUAAAACGGUGCCCGUCAUGGCUAAGUCUCACAAGUUCGAGGACUUAGUACCCGGCAAAAAAUACAGAAUCCAAGUUUUCACAGUGAGCGGAGGGCUCUUCAGCGCUGCUGUUGAAACCGAAGGACAAACAGUCCCGUCAGCAGUAAGUGAUGUGAAAAUCACAGGGAACAGCACUGACAGUUUAUCUUUCACAUGGAACAACUCAGAGGGAGAGCUGGACUCAUAUGGCAUAUUCCUGUACAACCCAGAUAACUCUCUUCAUGACAGAAAGUCAGGCAACCCAGAUCUUCGCCACUGUUCUUUCCAGGGAUUACUGCCAGGCCGCCUCUACAAAAUGGUGAUAGUUACUCAUAGUGGAUCACUGACAAAUGAGUCUUCAAUCCAUGGAAGGACAGUUCCAGCUCCGGUCAGCUUUUUACAAGUAUCAAACAGAAACACAUCAGAAAGUCUGUGGUCUACAUGGAUACCAGCACUGGGAGAUGUUGACAUCUAUGAAUUGAUUCUUUAUAAUCCCAACGGCACUCAGAAAGAAAAAAGAUUAGACAAAGAUCUUACUGAAAGUCAUUUCCAGAACUUGGUCCCAGGCAGACUGUACACACUUGAUAUAAUCACCCAUAGUGGAGACCUGUCUAACAAGGUCACUGCAGUUGGAAGAACAGCACCCCAGCCUCCUAAUUCUGUAUCAUUUGCUGAUGUGAAAAUCAACUCAUUGUCCAUAAUGUGGCUUGGACCUCCUGACUGGACUGAUUAUGAUGACUUUGAAAUCCAGUGGUCACCAAAGGAUCUGCUGGUGGUGGUAAACCCUUACAGUAUUGGUAGAUCGAAAGGACGAAUCAUAAAUGGCCUGUACCCUGGGCGUCUGUACACUUUCGGAGUUCAAAGUGUCAGCGGCAACACAGAGAAGACCUUUAGCCCAGCUAUUUUUGGAACAGUGAGGACAAAACCUGACAAGAUACAUCAUCUGCAUUGCCGUCCGCAAACUUCCACUGCCAUCGCCUGUUCAUGGACUCCCCCAGACUCAGACUUUGAUGGGUACAGUGUUGAGUGCAGAAGAAAUGGAAGUGAUGAUGUAGAGUUUUCUAAACGCAUAGAAAAAGAUAAAUCAUCAAUCACAAUCACAACCCUUGUACCACACAAGAGAUAUGUGGUAUCAAUCAAAGUGCACUCUGCUGACAUGACUAGUCAAGUAAUUGAAGAUAGCACCAUAACAAUGAUAGAUCGCCCUCCUCCUCCACCUCUUUUAAUCAGAGUGAUUAAAAAAGAUACAUUCAUUAGCAAGUCAUCAAUCCACUUCAGAAUUAAUUGCAGCUGGUUCAGCGACACCAAUGGAGCUGUCAAAUAUUUCACUGUGAUUGUUUGGGAAGCAGAUGGGAAUGACAACCAGAGGCCUGAGGCAAUCCUUCCUUUGCCAUCAUAUGCAGAUUAUAAAUCAAACAAGUCCACCAAUAUUUACCAGACUAGCUAUUUUCCAAGUCAAUGUGCUGAGAACCCCGAAUACAAUAUCCAGAGUUUCAAAAUACAGCUGGGUACAGGAAUGGAACUUUUGGGAGGCAAGUGUGAUCCUCAGGAAAAUAAAUACUGUGAUGGACCACUGAAUCCAAGGACAUCUUACAGAAUAAGUGUCAGAGCUUUUACCCAACUAUUUUCUGAAGAAAUGAGGACAUUCUCUGAGCCUCUGUACAGUGACACAGUCUACUCCUUGCCAAUCACAACAGAAGCAGAGCCUUUAUUUGGUGUUAUAGAAGGUGUGAGCGGUGGCAUGUGUCUCAUAAUCAUAAUCAUUGUUCUCACUGUACUGCUCAUCUACCGACAAAAAAAGAAGAGAGUGUAUGAGCAGGAUCCAAUGACCACACAUUUGAGUUCUCAAAUCGAAAGGAUACCAUCCGUCCAUCUAAAUGCUGGCCAGAUACCGAUAGGGGACAGAACCUUAUCAAGGCCAAUUCUAACUGCCCAGUUUAUCGAACAUUUCAGCAAGCUUCAGACAGAUUCCAAUUACUUGCUUUCUCGGGAGUAUGAGAACCUUAAAGAUAUUGGUCGAGACCAGUCUUCUGACAUUGCCCUUCUCCCAGAAAACAGAGGGAAGAAUCGAUACAGCAACAUAUUGCCCUAUGAUUCCACAAGAGUGAAACUUGCCAACGUUGACGAUGACCCCUGUUCAGACUAUAUUAACGCCAGCUAUAUGCCAGGCAUUAACUUUCGGAGGGAAUAUAUUGCUACACAAGGGCCUCUCCCAGCAACCAAAGAUGAUUUCUGGAAAAUGGUGUGGGAACAAAAUGUCCACAUUAUUGUGAUGGUGACACAGUGUACAGAAAGAGGACGGGCAAAAUGUGAUCAUUACUGGCCCAUGGACCAAGAUUCAUACUAUUAUGGAGACCUGAUUGUGCAAAUGCUGUCAGAAUCUGUGCUUCCUGAAUGGACAAUAAGGGAAUUCAAAAUCUGCAGCGAAGAUCAAAUUGAUGCUCCGCGACUAGUACGUCAUUUCCACUAUACAGUGUGGCCAGAUCAUGGAGUGCCAGAAACCACCCAAUCCCUGAUCCAGUUUGUAAGAACAGUCAGAGACUAUAUUAACAGAACCCCUGGAAGUGGUCCUACUGUGGUGCACUGCAGUGCUGGUGUUGGUAGAACUGGCACAUUCGUUGUACUGGACCGAAUGCUUCAACAAGUUGAUACAGUGGAUUCAGUGGAUAUAUUUGGAGCUGUUCGUGAUCUCCGGAUUCACCGAGUGUAUAUGGUGCAGACUGAGUGUCAGUACGUCUAUUUGUAUCAAUGUGUGAGAGACGUGUUAAGGGCCAGGAAACUGCGCAAUGAACAGGACAAUCCCUUGUUUCCAAUAUAUGAAAAUGUGAAUCCAGAAUAUCACAGAGAUGCUGUUUAUUUAAGGCAUUAAGUAUUCCUCUGAGACCGCCUUCUACAGUGUUACUCCAUAUAUAUCCCCGAGCAAUAAACAGUGCCUUUACUGGUUAGAUUCCCAGUUAUUUAUUUGUCUCUGUCAUUUUGUAAGCUAUAUGUAAUAUAAAUGUACAUUUCAUUAUCAGAUGUGUAUAUAUAUAUAUUGUUUUAUCUGUUUCAAUUCUCACAGUAAAGCACAGUCAGUAAGCUAAGAAAAUGUCUGCAUGCAGGUAGCGUUGCAAUUUGUCUUUUUUUUCUUUUGUCAUGUUAUUUAUUGAGGUGAUGUAGCAGACA